Messenger RNA from Aptenodytes forsteri (emperor penguin), 2304 nucleotides. It is a transcript of the gene SLC25A16, whose product is annotated as solute carrier family 25 member 16. Gene Ontology annotation, cellular component: mitochondrial inner membrane. The record is from RefSeq and is a predicted model, not a curated record. NCBI's taxonomy places the organism in Eukaryota, Metazoa, Chordata, Aves, Sphenisciformes, Spheniscidae. Gene Ontology annotation, biological process: transmembrane transport. The transcript is spliced from 8 exons. The coding region runs from base 161 to 865 and encodes 234 amino acids.
UGCAGGAUGUUGUGCCAAAACAACUACUGCACCACUGGAUCGAGUAAAGAUUUUGCUGCAAGCUCAUAACCACCAUUACAAACAUCUAGGAGUGUUUUCUACGUUGUGUGCUGUCCCCAAAAAGGAAGGUUACCUUGGGCUGUAUAAAGGAAACGGGGCAAUGAUGAUUAGAAUCUUUCCCUAUGGCGCAAUUCAAUUUAUGGCAUUUGACCAAUAUAAAAAGGUAAUAAAGAAGCAACUUGGGAUUUCAGGGCAUGUGCAUCGAUUAAUGGCUGGAUCCAUGGCAGGUAUUACAGCAGUGAUUUGUACUUACCCUCUUGAUAUGGUUAGAGUUCGUCUGGCGUUCCAAGUAAAAGGGGAACACAAGUACAUGGGAAUUAUCCAUGCAUUCAAGAUGAUUUACACAAAGGAAGGUGGUUUUAGUGGGUUCUACAGAGGGCUGAUGCCAACUGUUGUAGGAAUGGCGCCAUAUGCGGGUUUUUCAUUUUUUACCUUUGGUACCUUAAAGAGCAUUGGACUUGCUCAAGCACCUAACUUGCUUGGACGGCCUUCAUUAGAUAAUCCCGAUGUCUUAGUUUUGAAAACACAUGUAAAUCUGCUGUGUGGUGGCAUAGCUGGAGCAAUAGCUCAGACGAUAUCAUAUCCCCUUGAUGUAACUCGUAGGCGAAUGCAGUUAGGAGCGGUUCUCCCAGACUCUGAAAAGUGCCUUACAAUGGUGCAGACACUGAAAUAUGUGUAUCAACAACAUGGAAUACGAAGAGGAUUGUACCGUGGCUUAUCUCUAAAUUAUAUUCGUUGUAUUCCUUCCCAGGCUGUGGCUUUCACCACAUAUGAACUUAUGAAACAAUUCUUGCACCUCAACUAAUUUUUUUUUUAGAAGACUUUCCUGUAAAACUACACUAUCAGUCCUCAGAUUAUAUUGGUGAGUAAAUUACUUGAAGUUUAAAAAAAAAAAGCUAUCUGUUACUGUGGAACUGCUGUUGUCUGACGUUUUUAUUUGCCAAAAUGUGGUUAAUUUCCUGGAGUGAAACCAGGAGACAGAUCAUAAUAAACAUUAGUUAGCUAUAAACAUUUUUUUGCACUUGAUCUUCUAGGUGUCAUUAGAUUCAUGUUAAGAAUUACGCAGUUUUAAAAUCACACCCACAUUUUAUAUGGGUUUCAAGCUGUUAGUUCUUUAGCUUUAUCACCAUUCCAAGAGUUACACACAUGGUUAUAUUGCUUUUUAAGCUAGUAGUUAGACAUCUGUUCUUUAAAAAUUAAAUUGAAUAAACUGAUAUGAACAGAAUGCAGUGAUUUUCAUAUUCAGAUACUUGCCUGCUCUGUAGAAGCUGAACUCAGCAGACCACAACUUAAGCAUCUUUUCAUUCUUUUUUUGUACAAGUUUUCUGUAUGCAAGAACAAUGCAUAUAUCUUCAGAUUGGUACAUAUGAGUCUCUUCAACCGUUUCAGUAAAAAAUGACAAGAUCUAUUUAACAUUAUUAGAAAUCUUGCAAUUUGGAAGCCAGUUUCUUGGCAUACAUGCUAUUCUAAAAAAUGGUGUAUCUACACAAAUAAAACCAGGGGGGAACUUUUACAGUGACAAGUGCUAGAAAAGGUUUUCUUAAGGCAGUUAGCAUGGGCCUAAUCUUACAAGGCAUUUCUGUACCUUUUCUGGAGCUGAAAUGUUCUCGAUUCAGUUUAUUGAAGGCUGGGUAUUUUAUGUACUAUCCAGUACUAGCUUGUGUAAACAGGUUUGUCACUACCUUAAAACAUGGUGACAAACAAGACUGCAUGCUGCUGCAUUUACUUAUUUAGGCAUAUGGACCACAUUGAACCUCUUGUGCAAGAAAAGAAAAUGAAGACUGUAUUGGAGUCUGUAGAUGUGUAUAUGUACUGUUUCUAAAGUAUGGUAUGCAAUAGACUAUUACAUGUUUUCCUCCUCCUACAAUUCCUUUUAUAGAGGGAAUUAUUUUCCAGACUUGUUUAUACAUGAUUUGCAUUGGUACUCUUGAUUUUACUCACUUGAUUCAGGAAACUGUAAAGCAUUUACUUUAAGUGAUGUAAGUUAUUUAUUUAUUGUAAAUAUUUUAGCAGUGUCUUUUAAUAAUUGGUAAUGGUUACGUUAAGUGGCGGAUGGUGAGAUUGAUUUGCUUAAUUUUGUCAAAUUUGACAAACCAAAUUUUGAGUUAUAUAUUCAAUACCAACUUUUGUGGCUCUUUUGUUUUUUCCCCAGUUUCUUAAAAGUAUGUAUUUCUUUGAUAUUUAACAAUGUAGCUGCAGACGAGAAUGAGAUGUAUUUGAUUUAUUUUAUUAAAAAUUUUGAAC